AUGAGGGGCUGGUUAAAAUGGAUUCUUGUAUUCGCCGCGGUGACUCUAAAGCCGUGGAUAUCGCACAUCAACAAAGGCUUUACGAAGGAGCUUCUAGCUAAUUUCCCCAAGCAAAAUGAAGCAGACAGAAGCAUUGCCUUUGUGACGGCGCAUCCUGACGACGAGAGCAUGUUUUUGACUCCGUUGCUGGAGGUGCUAAGCGGGACCCCGUUAAUCGUGGAGGGAAGGGUGCGUGUGGAGUUGCUUUCGCUGACUAAGGGUGAGUUGCGUUAUGAAUGCCAUAAACGUGCAUACGCAUCAGGUGACUUUGCGGGUCUCGGAGACGUGCGCACUGCGGAGCUGUAUGCGCUGUGCCGUAAGUACAGGAUGAACUGUAGUGUGGUUGACGAGAGUGAGUGGCGGGACGGCCCCGCCGCGUGGGACGUCGAGAAGGUCGCCGAGCGCAUCGAGGCGUUCGUGAAGGAGCGCCGCGUCGCCGUCAUUUUCACCUUCGACCGCCAAGGCGCAUCCGGCCACCCCAACCACAUCAGUGUACACAAGGCGGUAGUCAACAUGAAGGGAAGGGUGGCAGGACUAACUGUGUGGCAUCUACAUACAUACGACAUUUUGAGCAAAUACUUUGCUCCUCUUGCUGUUGUGCGUUCCCUGUUUGUCAGCCCCAGUCUUAUACGCUUUUCGCCGUUGGAUGUCAUCCGGAACAUGCGAGUGCACAAAAGCCAAUGGAGGUGGUAUUUGUAUCUGUGGUCGUUAUUUGGCUCAUAUAGUUACACAAACUCUUUCGACACACUAUAA
This is a messenger RNA of Babesia bigemina, 792 nucleotides long. RefSeq names its product N-ACETYLGLUCOSAMINYL-PH OSPHATIDYLINOSITOL DE-N-ACETYLASE, putative. The record is from RefSeq and is a predicted model, not a curated record. Gene Ontology annotation, molecular function: N-acetylglucosaminylphosphatidylinositol deacetylase activity. The coding region runs from base 1 to 792 and encodes 263 amino acids. Gene Ontology annotation, biological process: GPI anchor biosynthetic process. The transcript has a single exon. Gene Ontology annotation, cellular component: endoplasmic reticulum. NCBI's taxonomy places the organism in Eukaryota, Apicomplexa, Aconoidasida, Piroplasmida, Babesiidae.